Molecule: messenger RNA, 2796 nt
Organism: Cuscuta epithymum
Lineage: Eukaryota; Viridiplantae; Streptophyta; Magnoliopsida; Solanales; Convolvulaceae
Source: the annotation of a GenBank genome assembly
CUGCUUCUCAUCGGUACUCACCCAGUCACCCCCUGCGCAUCUGCUUCUCUCCCCAACGUAUCUUCUUCUUCCCUUCCCCCAACACAUCUUCUUCUCCUUCCAUGUAAAUCUUCUCCUUCUUCCUCCUUUGCACAGCAACAACAAAAUCGAGAAGCCCAGUGAUAUCCAUCGCCACUGCUGAUGCGAAGUCCACCGCCGUCACCGCCGGAGGUCUUCUUCUCUUCUUCUAAGGUAAUACCCUUGUUGUUUUUAAGGCACUAUCCAGUUCGAAGGCUGUCAAAUACUUCUACCUACCUAUUCUGUAAUCUGACGAUCUUGUUGCACUCCUACACAUCUUGUAAUGGAGAACGAUUAUGAGGUUCUCUCAUCUUCUUCUUGUUUCUCCAACAAUGACCUUUCGCUUUCACCUACACAAUUGAGUUCUUGUUGUAAGUUGCAAAUAUCACUCGAAAAGACCAAAUAUUGGAUUCCACAGUGCAGUGAUGAUGUGAAACCAUAUAUUGGUCAGACGUUUCAAACUCUGAAGGAUGGUGUGGAAUGUUACAAGUAAUAUGCUGGAGUUACUAGUUUUGGAAUCCGCCUUGGCACUUCUUCAAAAGCUAGGGAUACCACAUUAAAGUUGAAGUGUGUAGUUUGCAGUAGAGCGGGGUUUAAAGAUACUGGCAAGAGUCACGCACCUCAAAAUGGAUGUACUACAACACCUCAAACUCUGCCUGUUCCUCAAAAUGGAAGUACUACAACACCUCAAAUUCUACAUGUGGUAGACCAUACCAGCAUGUCGGUGCUUCUUCUCCUACAAAGAGAUGUCGAGUAUCGAAUCGAAUUGGAUGCAAAGUACGUAUAUCAUUCAAUUUUUGUGGCCGACGUGGAUACUCAAUCUUUGGCUUUGAAGAGCGUCAUAAUCAUCCUAUGUCAUCCGAUUUAGUGAAACCAAUUUUAAAGGUUAACAGGAGCCUUGAUAUUGGUCAUCAAAAAUUCAUUUUGAAUUGUGCUAAAGCUAAUAUUAGCACCAUGAAAUGUUAUAAAUUAUUUAAGGAUUCCGUACGGGGGUAUUCAAAUAUUGGUGCAAUGUCGGUGGACUUUAAAAUUUUCAAAAAGGAUCUGAAGACCUAUAUUGCUGGGGUAGAUGCACAGAUGAGAAUGACCAGCGACUAGACUUUUUUGGACGGACCCGAUUGCGAGAGCAAACUAUUCCAUGUUUGGUGAUGUUGUGUCAUUUGACGCAACUUGCGACACGAAUAGGUACAAUAUGGUUUUUGCUCCUUUCACUGGUGUAGACAAUCACAAAAAAUGUGUUACUGUUGGUGCUGGUCUACUAUUAAAAGAGGAUGUCGAAUCAUAUACGUGACUUUUUAGACAAUUUCUUGAUGCUAUGGUCCGUGAACCAAUUUGCCUCAUGACUGAUCAAGACCCAUCCAUGAAAAUUGCAUUCGGUAAGGUGUUUACAACUAUGUGUCAUUGUUUCUAUAUGUGGCAUAUAAUGUCCAAAGUUUCAUCCAAGGUUGGUCCUAUUUUGAGUAAGAAUUCUGAUUUUAUGUCUAAGCUAAAUUACGUUGUUUGGAGCCAUUAUCUUGAACCCGAAGUCUUUGAGAAAAAAUGGAUGUCUAUAAUGGAUGAAUUUGGUUUGCAAAAUCAUGUUUGGUUAACAAACUUGUAUGAGAUCCGCUGGGAUUGGAUUCCUUCAUAUUUUCGAGACUUGUAUAUGGUCGGCUUACUUCGUACAACGUCACGAUCCGAGAGCGAAAAUAACUUUUUCGGUGAUUUUUCCAAUCCCCACUUUAGCUUGAUUGAAUUCUACAUGCAAUUUGAGAGUGUAAUGGAAUCACAACGACACGGUAAUGCAAAGCUAAGUUCUAAUUCCGAAUCUUAUUUUCCACCGUACAAGACGCCACUACCAAUUGAGAAAUAUGCUGCAAGAGUUUACACAUUGUCCAUUUUUUAUGAUGUCCAGGCCGAGAUAUGUUUUGCCUGUUUUUCUUGUCGUGUUAUAGGUGUGCAAGAAGUGGAAAGUGGCUUAGAGUAUGUAAUAUAUGAUGAACGUGGUUUUCACUUUACUGUUCGAUGUUCACUGGAUGCCUCUAAUUCAACUUGCAGCUACAUAUAUUUUCUACGGCUUGGUUUGGUGUGCAGACAUAUUUUUGUUGUGUUGAAAGACUUCAAAUUCGAAACCACUCCAUCUGAUUUUCUAAAUACACGUUGGUUCAAGAAAGGUUCUAUAAAACCCUUAUUUGAUAUAGGUGAUACAGUUACACAACAAAGUGCGGCCUUGGAGGAAAACAAAUUUGUUAUUAACCAAUUAUGGUCUGACAUACAUUCAUGUGUUGUGAUGGUAGAAAAUGAUUCUUCUCUUUUGCAGCAGUUUUCCAGAGCCAUUACUGAACAAAAGAAACAUCUUCAGUCUACAAUUCAAAAUGCACAUUCUUUAACAAACUAGAAAAGUGUCAUUCAGUCAUUUUUGGCUCGGCAGCACCCACUUCAGUCAAUGUUCUUCAACCCCCUCAAGCACACAAUAAGGGUUUGGGUAAGAGAUGAAUUAAAGGUGCUAAGGAGUUAGUUAAAGCUCAAAGUAAGCGUGCAAAGCGGUUGUGUAGAAGUUGCAAUGAGAUGUCAUUUCAUGAUAGCAGAAAUUGUCCCUAAAAUAAUGUCCAUUGAGCACUUACAUAUGUCUACAUUUUAGUAUCUAACAUUUGUCUUUAUGGGUUACAACCCACCCUCAGACCUUUUACUCUACACUGGUUUGUCUUUUGAAUUACUAAUAUAUUACUUUUAUACCUUUCAAUUUAAAUUUGUUUGCCU